Molecule: messenger RNA, 751 nt
Organism: Paramecium sonneborni
Lineage: Eukaryota; Ciliophora; Oligohymenophorea; Peniculida; Parameciidae
Source: the annotation of a GenBank genome assembly
UGGUUAAAAUGAUUAGAACAAAAUGAAAUAUGGCAAAUAUAUAGCCUAUUGAGAUGAAAAAUUUUUAGAGAAUGCUGGUGGGUACUAUAAGGAAGGAAAAAAGUAAGGAUUAUGGAAAGAUCUAUUCCAAACUUAUUGUUGUUAAGUUAUUAAUAAUUAAAUAGAUGUACAGCAAUUGGAGAAUAUUAAAUGAUAUAGAAAGGGAAAAUGGAAAUUUGUACAAGAUUGUUAGAAAAUGUAAUGAUUUUAUCAAUUAUUUAAUGGUGGUGGGCUUUACAACAAUGAUGGUUAAAAGUAGGGAAAAUAGAUUGAGGUGGAUGAAUUGUUUAAACAUUGGAAGAUAGUCACUUAUAUUGGUGUAAGAAUGGUAUAAAGGUUGGUAGAUGGGAUAUUAUGUAUGAAGGACAAUAAUUGUAAAGCGUUGGAUAAUAUGAUUAGGAAGGGAAUGAGAUAAAAAUUGGAAAGUGGGUAGAUUUGGAUGAAGGGUUUGAAACUUAUAAAUUAGUCACAUAUCAGGGUGAAUAUAAUAUAAAUGGUAUGAAAGAAGGUAAUUGGGAAAUUAUGCAUAAUAAAAGCAUACAUAUAUAAAUAUAUAAAUAUCUUAUAAGGCGGUUGGAAUUCAUAUAGCGAAAAAGUGUGGUGGAUCAUAUGAAUUAGAAGGAAAUUAGAAAAAGAUUGGAAAGUGGGUUGAAUUGGAUGAAGAAUUUCAAUAAAAUAAAUAAGUCACUUAUAGUGUCGAAUAUGAUGUGAA